Molecule: messenger RNA, 588 nt
Organism: Gongylonema pulchrum
Lineage: Eukaryota; Metazoa; Nematoda; Chromadorea; Rhabditida; Gongylonematidae
Source: the annotation of a GenBank genome assembly
AUGGGUGCUUCCAACUCGAGAGGAGAGAAAGCGAUCGAUGUUCGGCUUGCGGCACCAAACCACACUUCAGUGCAUGGAUAUGCCGUAUUCAUGCAAGUGACUCUGAAUCGACUGUUUCUCUACCAUGGCAAGUACUCGAGCCUACUAGAGCGAUCCAAAUGUUGUCUCGAAUCGGAAAACUUAUGUGCUCCUCUCCCAGUGAGGCAUCACAAGGGCUGUGUAGAAACUUGGGGUGCUUCGGAGGGUUUUCUUAGCUCGUAUCUUUAUCCACUUCAGGCGGCUGUGAUAACUAGGAGUAUUUGUGACAAAACCCGUGAACUGGGCUGCCAUGCGAGGCAUUUUGAAGCUGUACAUGAGGGCAGUGGUGCUGCUGAAUUCCGGCGACUGCUAGGGCUCGGUAUAGGCAAGACAAAGGUGCCGAAGGAAUAUGUGCCAGACAAUCUGCUCGAUUUAUGCGAGCCAUUUGAAAAUGUUGCCGCUCGACUUAAUACUGCCUACGAAAUAUCCAAAGACUGUGCAUUACAUCGAAUUUUGGAAGCCGAAAUGCCUAAUUAUUCGAUGUUGCAUUCCGAAAAGGUUUCCAUUUAA